UGUGGUCCUUAGAGAGUCUGUCAGUGCGUCUGCGGGUUGGUCUAAGUGGUGGGGAGUGGGACAUUGUCGUGCACCUAUCACCAUGGAUGAUUACCCGAUGUAUGGUUUACUCAUUGGGUUCUCCCUCUGGGGGACCCUCUGGCGUCUCCUCUUUCCCCUGGGGUUUUGGCACACGUUCAUGUGUAGAGUGGAUACCAGGGGUGGUGCCUCCACCAAGCCCUAUACGAAGGAAGAGGAGGAGAAUAUGGCCGCCAUCCUGAAGGAAAGGAAAGAAAAGAAAGAGGCCAAGAAGAAGGCCUUGAUGGAGGAACAGGCGGCGAAGCUGAAGAAGAUGGAGGAGGAGAUGGCCAGAGAAAAAGAGAGAUUGAAGAAAGAGGAGGAGGCGAAACUAAAGGAAGUAGAAGAGGAGGAGGAAGAUGAGCAGCCACUGGAGAGGAGGAGAGAGCAACAAGGGCAGUACAGUGGGAGUAAAAAUGAUGAGAUGGAGAAGAGGAUUUCAGAAUGGGUUGCCAACUUGUCCUUGGGCGAAGAAGAAGAGGUCGCCAUGUAUAUUCCCAAGGAUGAGCAGGAGGCCACCAUGAAAGAAUGGGAUGCAGAGGAAGAUCCCCUGAAGCGGCGAGCGAUGGCGGAUGAGAAAAAGAUGGAGUGGAGGCUCAGGAUGAUGAGGGAAAAGAAAAGAAGAGUAGAGGCGGCAAGGGAGGCGGCCAAAGAGUUAGAGCAAGUCAAGAACCUGAGAGAGCAGAUGGCUGCCCAGGUGGAUCUCCAACGAAAGGUGGAGAUCAUUGCCCAGAGUGUUGAGCGCUUAGCCCAGCAAGUCUCCCCAGAUCAGCACGUGUUGAUAGCCAUUCAUGCGCUUAGAGAUGAGGCUGCCAGUUUCGCGAGGUCUCUAGUCCGCUCUGCCAACUGCAACGAUGAUGCAGUUGCCUACUCUUCGUUCACCCCCCUCAGAGAUUUCGUGAAGUUGUUGCGCGAGCGAUUUGCUGAUGUCGCCCGCAGAGCCAAAGCCUCUGAUAGGCUCCAGACCAUCCAUUCUCGCCAAUGGAAGAGUGCCAGGGCACUCAAGGGUGUUAUGGACGAGUGGGUGGCUGUCCCUGACCAUGGGGUCACAGAGACCCAGUUGGUCAACCUCUUCUACAGGGCUAUGUGGGAAUCUCCGAGGGGGCACUUCUUUGCGAAGAGUCAAGAUCCUGCUAUGACGUCUGACCCACUCAACAGGGAAGUGGUAGCCUUUGAAGCAGAGUCCGCGUCAGUAUCCACUUUCUGGCAAAAGGACCUGGACAAAGGCGCCUUAGUGGAUAGUGGAGCCACUCGUAGUUAUAUUAGUAGGAAGGUGCUGCAGAAGCUGAAGUUGCAGUUAAAGGUCCAAAGACUAGCAGACCCCAUAGUAAGUAUCCUCGCGGACAAUCGCACCAUGCGAGUGGAGGAGUACGUAGAGGGAGUCCAGGCGUAUUUCCGCCUGGAACAGGAUGGGAAGGUGGAGAAGGUCCUCUAUUCCCUGACUCUCCUCGUAGAGGAUAGCCUCCCGUUUGACAUAGUCCUAGGUAUGGACUGGGGAGAGGCAGCAGGGGCCACACUCCAUUUGAGAGAGCAUGAGUGUAGGCUCCCUAGUCUGUCAGGCGGCGUUAAGACUGCCCGUCUGUUCCAUGUGUCAGGAGUAGACAACUCCCUGGCACAUUGCUGCCUUAGUGCUCCUGCGUUUGCACGACUGGUAAAGAAGGAACAACUAGAGGAACAAGUUUUUGUAGCCUAUGUUAGGCCAGUAACUGAGCCUAAGGAAGAAAAGCCUAUAGACCCUGCUAUUGCCAAGCUGCUGGAGGAGUUUAAAGAUCUAGCUGAGCCGCCGAUAGGAGUAGUCCCGCGGCCCAUCCAGCAUCGAAUCGAGAUAGAGCCUAGCAGUAGGACGCCCAAGGGAGCCGUGUAUAGGAUGUCCCCGCAGGAGCUAGAGGAGCUGCACAAGCAAGUAGACGAGCUCCUCGAGAAGGGUUGGAUUAGGCCAAGUUCGUCUCCAUUUGGAGCACCUGUUCUGUUCGUUCCCAAGAAAGAAGGAGAGCUUAGGAUGUGUAUAGACUAUAGGGGUCUGAAUGCUAUCACAGUCUUGGAAAAGCUGAGAGAAGCUAACUUCAAGAUCAACGCGAAGAAGUGUGAAUGGGCGAAGACCCAAUUGUUGUAUUUAGGCCACGUCUUAGACGGAGACGGCAUCAAGCCAGAGGAUAGUAAAAUCGCAUCGAUCAGAGAUUGGCCUACACCGCGUACGUUGACAGAAUUGCAGUCGUUCUUAGGCCUAGCAAACUACUAUAGGAAGUUCGUAAGGAACUUCUCCACUAUCGUUGCGCCCCUUCGCAGACUACUCAGGAAAGAGACUAUCUGGAAGUGGGACAAGGACUGCACGUCUGCUAUGAAGAAGUUGAAGCAGGCACUGAUAGAGUAUCCAGUCCUUAAGGUGGUCGACCCGUCCUUACCCUUUGUUGUCACUACGGACGCCAGUCAGUACGACAUAGGUGUUGUUCUGCAGCAAGACGAUGGCAAUGGUUACAGGCCCGUAGAGUUCAUGUCUGCUAGGAUGCCUUCAGAGAAGGUUGCGACAUCGACCUAUGAGAGGGAACUCUACGCUCUCAGGCAAGCGCUAGAACAUUGGAAGCACUACUUGCUUGGGAGGCACUUCAAAGUCUAUUCUGACCGUGAGACGUUAAGAUGGUUAAAGACGCAGGCCAAGAUGACACCUAAGCUUACUAGGUGGGCCGCAGAAAUAGACCAGUAUGAUUUUGAGCUCAAGCCAGUCAAGGGGAAAUAUAAUGUGGUUGCGGACGCUCUGAGUAGGAGAGCUGACUAUUUUGGAGCAAUAGUUCACUAUCUGGACAUAGGGAGAGACCUGCAGGAAAAGGUUAAAGAAGCGUAUGUGCAGGACCCUAUUUAUAGUGACCUCCUCAAGCGAGUAAAGGAGGCCCCAGAGACCGAGCCAGAUUACCGCACUACUAAUGGACUGUUAUUCGAGAAGACUAAUAUAGUUGACCGUCUGUGCAUUCCCGAUAAUGAGGAGAUCCGUAGUCUGAUCUUAGGAGAAUGUCACGACACAGAAGGUCAUUUUGGUUGGCAAAAGACUCUAGCCAAUCUAAUGCACGAGUACACCUGGCCAGGAAUGAAGAAUGACUGCAUAGAAUAUGCCCGCAACUGUAAGUCUGCCAGCGAAAUAAGACUACUACGCGUGCUCCGCUAGGUCUUCUCAGACCCCUGCCUAUUCCUGAUCAGCCCGGAGAUUCAGUGUCCAUCGAUUUCAUGGACGCUGGAGUCAAGAGUAGGCAUGGCAAGAGCCAAGUUAUGGUGGUUGUCGAUAGAUUUAGUAAGUACUCUGUUUUUGUACCUUUGCCUUCAAAGGCACGAACGGAGUUAGUGAUCCGUAAGUUUUUUUAUCAUUUGGUCAGUGAGCACGUGGUCCCAUUGUCCAUAGUUAGUGAUAAAGACACCCGGUUCAC
Molecule: messenger RNA, 3470 nt
Organism: Chara braunii
Lineage: Eukaryota; Viridiplantae; Streptophyta; Charophyceae; Charales; Characeae
Source: the annotation of a GenBank genome assembly